Molecule: messenger RNA, 1680 nt
Organism: Bombus pyrosoma
Lineage: Eukaryota; Metazoa; Arthropoda; Insecta; Hymenoptera; Apidae
Product: neuronal acetylcholine receptor subunit alpha-10-like
Biological process (GO): regulation of membrane potential; chemical synaptic transmission; monoatomic ion transmembrane transport
Cellular component (GO): postsynaptic membrane; synapse; neuron projection
Molecular function (GO): acetylcholine-gated monoatomic cation-selective channel activity; transmembrane signaling receptor activity
Source: RefSeq, a predicted model, not a curated record
AUGGUUUCAACCUUGUACAAGCCGUCAGUUUGUUUAACAUUCGUGUCUGCAUUGUUUGAAACGCCUGCGCGAAUUUCCUUGGGAAUGGACGUGGGUGGUAGGGGUAGCGCGGGAUUCAGGGUCGAAAUUGCACGGUGGUUGAAAAGCAUCGGACAUCAGUCGAGGACAGGCGGUCUCGCGUUUAAGUGGUCUAUCAAUUCCAUGUCGCCUUUGGUCCUGUUCUUUCAUUACGGAGUUCUGGCCAUCAUUUUCGGGAACGGUUUUGGGGAUGAACACGAAUACAGACUGACAAAGUAUUUGCUCGAUGGGUACGACGCCGGUGUACGACCAGCUAAAAAUUUCUCCCAACCCCUGUCGGUUGUCUUUGGCCUCUCUCUUCAUCACAUAAUCGACGUGGACGAGAAGAACCAGAUACUGACGACCAACUGUUGGUUGACGCAAACCUGGACGGACCAUCACCUGAAAUGGAACGCCUCGGAAUUCGCUGGAAUUCAAGUGAUCCGCGUUCCUUACAACCGUGUCUGGAGACCGGACACGAUUCUGUACAACAACGCCGAUCCACAAUACAGCUCGGCAGUCAUCAAUACGAACGUGAUAGUCAGCCACACAGGGCAAGUGGUGUGGUUAAGCCAUGGAAUAUUUCGCAGCAGCUGCGACAUCAACGUAGAGUUCUUCCCUUUCGACGAGCAACGAUGCGUCCUGAAAUGGGCCUCCUGGACGUACGAUGGAUACCAACUGGAGCUGGAGAGGCAAAGCGAAGAGGGAGACGUGAGCAAUUACCAAGCAAACGGUGAAUUCGACCUGCUUGAGUUCUCCGCGAGAAAAAACACCGAAUACUACUCCUGCUGUCUGGAACCGUAUCCAGAUAUUACUUACGAGAUACGACUGCGACGACGACCGACAUUUUACGUCUUCAACUUGAUCCUUCCGUGCAUACUCAUCAACAGCGUCGCCCUGUUGGUAUUCUACGUGCCGUCUGAAUCGGGGGAAAAGGUCACCCUCGGGAUUUCGGCGCUUCUCUCCAUGACAGUCUUCCUAAUGACUAUUCGCGAGACACUGCCGCCCACGGAGAAAACACCGUUGAUAAGUCUUUAUUACGGAGUCAGCAUAUGCCUGGUAUCCUUCGCUUCGGGAUUAGCGGUAGUUACCUUGAAUCUUCAUCAUCGUGGCGUUCAAGGUACCAGAGUGCCUGGUAUCGUUCGAUCGUUGGUCUUGGAUAAGCUCGCCAGGAUAGUGUUUCUUAAUUUCCAGGAGGAAAAGAGAUCGGACCCUGUCGAGCCUCCCAGAAGAAAAAACAAUUGUCCAUUGCACUGCAAAUCGGAACUGGCCCAGUCGCAAUCGUCGCCCAAGUUCGUAACCAGAAGAGAGGAAAGUAACAGCAGCAGUCCCAGUUUAGAUCUUGGUAAAGAGAGCCUUGAGGCGCAAUGGUUGCGUGUGCUGGGAAGAGUGCACGCGACGAUCGACAGGAAUGAGAAGCGUCUGGCGGAACAAGACCGACGCGAACGAAUGGAAUUAGAUUGGAAACAAGUCGCAUUAGUCAGUGAUCGAGCGUUACUUUGCGUUUUCUUCUUGACGACGGUCGUCAGCACCACCGUUAUCCUCUGUGGCUCUCCACCAGCCACGAAUAUCGCCAAGGAGGGAUAGAUUCGAGAAGAACGCUGAUAGGAAAAUUGUAUUAAC